GUAUUUUUUGACAUACCUCGUAUAAAAUUUGAUAUGGUUACAUCAGCGGUAUGGAACAGCUGUACAUCUAUCAACACAUACCCGCGGGCAGACAUAAAUUCUGAUCAUGUACCAGUUGUAGGUAAUUCCAAAUUCAGAAUGAAGGUUACAAGUAAGUCGAUGAAGAAGUAUGAUUUUAGAAAACUGAAAGAUCCCAAUGUUCGACUGAAGGUAAGUGGAAACCUCAAUACAAGGGUGCUAACAUGCAAACAUGCAGAAACUAUAUAGGAAAGUAUGACCAUCAUACAAGAAACAGUGAGAGAACUGCAGUAUGCAGAUAAUACAAUAGUGUUUUCCAAUACCAUAUAAGGGCUGCAAAACUUAAUGAACAAAAUAACGGAAACAAGUAGAACAUAUGGACUGGAUAUAAACACCAGCAAAACCAAGCUAAUGAUCAUCAGCAAGCAAAACAUAACUGGAGCAAAUCUGUAUGUGAACCAAAUGAGAAUUGAACGUGUCUCACAAUACAAUUACUUGGGAACUAUAAUCAAUGAGUCAUGGGACAAUACCCAAGAGAUUAAAUGUCGCAUCGGAAAGGCCAAAAGUGCAUUCUUCACUAUGAGCUCUGUGUUCAAAAGCCAUAACCUCACCCUGAAAACAAAAAUAAGGCUCCUUAAAUGUUACGUAUACUCAGUGCUUCUGUAUGAAUUAGAAACGUGG
Diabrotica balteata is the source of this 699-nucleotide messenger RNA. The record is from the annotation of a GenBank genome assembly. NCBI's taxonomy places the organism in Eukaryota, Metazoa, Arthropoda, Insecta, Coleoptera, Chrysomelidae.